AUGCGGGAAACCGCCAAGCAGCAGGGUGUUCAAUUGGUGGGGGAACUGCAGCCAUGCGUCGGCUGCAUCGAGGCGAAGGGCAGGAGGACCCCGGUGCCGCGGCGUGGAGUCACCCGCGCGGCGGUACCGUUCGGCAAGGUGCACAUCGACAUCACCGGCCCGUACUCUGAGGCGUUCGAUGGUUCCCGUUACCUGAUCAUGUUCGUAGACAGUGCGUCGCGGUGGCAACGGGCGUACGGCAUGCGGGCCAAGAGCGACACCCUGACGUACACGCGGCGUUUCCUCGCCGACCUGAACGGCAACGGCCCUCUGGGGUGUUUCCGCAUGGACAACGCGGGGGAGUUCACGAGUGCUGCCUUCGUCGCGUUCUGCGACGCCGCUGGCAUCCGGCGCGAGUACACCGCGCCCGACACCCCGAAGCAGAAUGCGGUCGUGGAAAGCGCCAUCUGGCGAGCCAUGAAGGGGGGCCACGCCGCCCGCCGCCACGUCCUCUCCAUGGGCCACUUCGACCUCGCCUCCAUCCCCGGUAUGGACGCCAACGGACACCGGCUGUGGCUUGCAUCGGCGAUCUGGGCCUCCGGCUGCUUCAACCGUUCCGCGACGUCGGCCAACCCGGCCUGGAUGUCGCCGUUCGAGGCCUUCUUCGGACGCAAACCGCCGCUCAAGGUCGUCCCCUUUUUCCAGGAGGGGAUGAUGCGCGUGAAGCGCGCCAGCAAGGCGGACGUCCAAUCCGUUCGUUGCUUCUACCUGCACGGAGCGCGCAGUCACUCCGACGCCACUGCCGUCGUACUCCGCGCCGACAUCGGAAGGAUCUGCCUGUCCAACAACGUCGUGUGGAUCAGCCGCCGCACCGCCGUGCCGGCGCCGGUACCGGCCAGCGGGGGGGGUUCUUCGGUCACCGCGGCGCCCUCGCCGGCCGCCGCCGCUCCUACAGCCGCUGCCGCACCGCCACCGCCAUGGACAUCGCGGACGUACACCCACACCCCGCCCACAGCGACUACCGCUACGCAGCCGCCCGCUUCACCGCCGCCAGCUUCUCCGUCGAUCUUCACAGGUGACACGGAAAUCAUGGAGCAGCAGCUGGAUGAGCUCCAGCUCUCGGACGAGCAGCGAAAUGUAAUCGACGCUCUUAUCAAGGAGCAGGUCAAGAUCAAAGUAGAAGAAGCAGCAGCAGCAGCAGAGCGCCCCGCAACACAGAGCGAGGGCAUGCCUUCCGAAGGAGGCGACCCGGCUGGAGAGGCCGGCUGGCUCGGAGUCAAGCCCGCGACCCGAAGACCAGCCCCGAUCGCCGGUGGACGUAUCACAAUCCCUGCAUUCACCGGGAAGUUCAGCCCCGAGGACGAUGUACAGACGGCGGGGCAGUGGUACUCGUUGAAGCAGCAAGUAGGGGAGGAGCCCCGGCGCUAUCUCACAAGAGCAUCAGUACUUCGCCAGAAACUAGAAGCGUAUGGUUGGGUGCAAUCCGAUCGUGAUGGUAACGUCCACUAUGUCCGCAACCUUCUGCCCGAUGUUAAUGUGCAGAGGAGCGUGUUGUUGGCGCAUUCGGAGGUCAAGACGGAAUUGGUAGAGAAGGUGAUUCUGACUGCCUGGGCGGAGACGGAGGCCGCUAGGAAGAGGGCGUCGGAGAGCGUGGGGGCGUAUGCCCUCGUCACUGGCGGUGAUAACCGUGGUGGCGGGGGCGGGAACAUGGGGGAUAGGGGGAAGACGAGAGGACAACGGAGGA
This is a messenger RNA of Ectocarpus sp. CCAP 1310/34, 1723 nucleotides long. Lineage: Eukaryota; Phaeophyceae; Ectocarpales; Ectocarpaceae. The record is from the annotation of a GenBank genome assembly.